GUCCAAAAACUUACAGUUUUAGUUCAACAACAGAUUCCAGUGCUGCUGCAAAUCUAGAUAAAUCUGUUCUUAAGGUAAUGAUAAAUGGUAAUUUGGAGAAAAGGAUUAUUGAUGUAAUCAAUGACCAUAAAAACCAAAAUGAUGACAAAGGAAUGAUUUCCAAAAGACUUACUGCUAAGAAGCUACAGGAUGUAUACAUGGCUUUGCAAAGAUUCACUUUUAAAACUGAGCACAUUGAAGAAGCCAUGAAGAAUACACUUUUAUAUGGUGGUGAUCUUCACUCUGCACUUGACUGGCUUUGUUUAAACCUUCCUGACGAUGCCUUGCCUGAAGGUUUUAGCCAGCAGUUGGAAGAACAGCAGCAGAAACCUAGAGCAAAAUUUUGUUCUCCUGUGUCACAACGUGAACCUCCACCUCGCUUAGCAGAUAACAAAAAGAAAGAAAAUGGCCCUGAAGCUAAGGAGACAAAUGUGGGGAAAGAGAGAGAAGUGAGCAUGAAGGAAUGGAUUUUGCGGUACGCCGAGCAACAGAGUGAUGAAGAGAAGAACGAGUCUGUGAAAGAGACAGAUGAAGAAAAGUUUGAUCCAAACGAGAGGUAUGUACAUCUGGCUGCCAAGCUUUCAGAAGCAAAAGAACAAGCAAGCAUCUCCAAGCAAGACAAAGACAAGCAAGGCCAGAAGGUAGCACAGGAGAAAAUAAGAAGAAUUCAGCAAGAAAUGGCAAUACUUGAAGAACAUCCAGUAUUUAAUCCAGCUGUAAAGAUUUCAAACCAACCACAAAGUGAAAAGAAAAAAACUCCCUCACCUCAGCCUCAAGAAACCACCUUGAAUUUGAGCUUGCUUGAAAAACCCGAUGGUGCUGCAAAGGAAGAAAAAGUGAAAAAGAAAGAACCGCUAGAUGUAAGAAAUUUUGAUUAUAGUGCUCGAAGCUGGACUGGUAAAUCUCCGAAACAAUUUUUGAUUGACUGGUGCAGGAAGAAUUUUCCCAAGAGCCCAAAUCCUGCUUUUGAAAAGAUUCCAGUUGGAAAAUAUUGGAAAUGUAGGGUCAGGAUUACCAAAUCAGCAGAUGAUGUAAUGGCAAUGUGUCCUACAAUCGUAACAGAAGAUAGUAUGCAAGCACAACAUCUAGCUGCUACUUUGGCACUCUAUCAUUUAACCAAAGGACAAUCAGUUCAUCAGUUACUGCCUCCCACCUACCGAGAUGUCUGGCUUGAAUGGAGGGAUAUUGAAAAGAAAAAGGAAGAAGAAAACAAGAUGGAAACUAACAAACCUCGUGAUAACUUUAUUGCUCGAUUAUUAAACAAACUCAAACAACAGCAACAGCUACAAUCCGAAAACCAACCAAAAGUGUCUGAGGGUCCUGAAGAUUCCUGGGAAAACUUAGUUUCUGAUGAGGACUUCAGCAGUCUCUCGCUUGAGACCUCAGACACAGAUAAUUUGGAACCUUCAAGGAUUUUGUUCAAAAAGCUGCAGAGUUCCUCCAGAUACCAGAAGCUUCUGAAAGAGAGACAGGAGUUACCUGUGUUUAAGCACAGAUACUCGAUUGUAGAAACUCUUAAAAAACAUCGAGUAGUUGUUGUGGCUGGUGAAACAGGCAGUGGGAAGAGUACCCAGGUGCCUCAUUUCUUGUUAGAAGACUUGUUGCUGGAUGAAGGAUCAAAAAAAUGUAAUAUUGUUUGCACACAACCCCGAAGAAUCUCAGCAGUGAGUCUGGCAACCAGGGUUUGUGAAGAGCUAGGCUGUGAAUCAGGACCAGGAGGAAAAAAUUCCCUGUGUGGGUAUCAGAUUCGUAUGGAAUCAAGAACAGGAGAAGCCACCAGACUGCUGUACUGUACAACAGGUGUCCUGCUUCGGAAACUUCAAGAAGAUGGUCUUCUUUCAAGUAUAUCUCAUGUUAUUGUAGAUGAGGUACAUGAAAGAAGUGUCCAGUCUGAUUUCUUGCUGGUUAUUCUAAAGGAGAUACUGCACAAGCGUUCAGACCUGCAUCUCAUUUUAAUGAGUGCUACUGUAGACAGUGAAAAGUUUUCCAGCUAUUUCUCACACUGCCCCAUUUUAAGGAUCUCAGGGAGGAGUUACCCUGUUGAGAUUUUCCAUGUUGAAGAUGUAAUUGAAGCAACUGGCUAUGUUCUGGAGAAAGACUCUGAAUAUUGUCAGAAGUUCUUGGAGGAGGAGGAGGAAGUAACAAUAAAUGUUACUAGCAAAGGAGGAGGUACUACAAAGUAUCAGGAGUAUGUCCCAAUCCAGUCUGGAUCUGGUAUCGAUUUGGCGCCUUACUAUGCGAAGUAUAGCAGUCGUACACAGCAGGCUGUCUUCUAUAUGAACCCUUACAAGAUCAAUCUUGAACUUAUUUUGGAAUUGCUUGCAUACUUAGAUAGAAGUCCCCAGUUCAAGAACAUUGAGGGUGCUGUGCUGAUCUUUUUACCAGGCCUUGCCCAUAUCCAACAGCUGUAUGAUCUCAUUUCAACUGACAGGAGAUUUAACUUACGUGACAGGCACAGGUUGAUAGCUUUGCAUUCUGUUCUUUCAACUCAAGAUCAAGCAGCUGCAUUUACAAUACCUCCCCUUGGUAUUAGAAAGAUUGUUUUGGCAACCAAUAUAGCAGAGACAGGUAUUACAAUACCGGACGUCGUCUUUGUAAUUGAUACUGGGAGAACAAAAGAAAAUAGGUAUCACGAAAGUAGUCAGAUGAGUUCCCUGGAAGAGACAUUUGUCAGUAGAGCUAGUGCUCUGCAGCGACAAGGAAGAGCUGGGCGUGUUAGGGAUGGAUUCUGCUUCCGAAUGUACACAAGAGACAGGUUUGAAAGUUUCAUGGAAUAUUCUGUUCCAGAAAUACUGCGUGUGCCUUUGGAGGAAUUAUGCCUUCAUAUUAUGAAGUGCAAUCUUGGCUCUCCUGAAGAUUUUCUUUCCAGAGCACUAGACCCACCCCAGCAGCAAGUAAUUGGUAAUGCAAUGAACCUAUUGAGGAAGAUUGGGGCUUGUGUGUUAAAUGAGUCCAAGCUGACUCCAUUGGGCCAGCACCUUGCAGCCCUUCCUGUCAAUGUAAAGAUUGGCAAAAUGCUUAUAUUUGGUGCUAUAUUUGGCUGCUUGGAUCCUGUGGCGACUCUGGCUGCUGUUAUGACAGAAAAAUCCCCAUUUACUACACCAAUUGGUCGAAAAGAUGAAGCAGAUCUUGCAAAAUCAACUCUAGCAAUGGCCGUUUCAGACCAUAUAACAAUCUAUAACGCUUAUCUGGGGUGGAAAAGGGCUCGACAAGAAGGGGGAUAUCGUGCUGAAAUGACUUACUGCAGAAGGAAUUUCCUCAAUAGGACUUCACUGUUAACUCUGGAGGAUGUGAAGCAAGAGCUCAUAAGGGUAGUCAGAGCAGCAGGGUUCACAGCACCUACAACGCAAUGUGGAUGGGAUGGAAAUGGAGCCACACAGUCCCUUUCUCUUCAUGAAAUAGCACUUCUUAAAGCUGUGUUGACUGCAGGGCUGUAUGACAACAUAGGAAAAAUAAUAUAUACAAAGUCUGUGGAUGUUACAGAGAAGCUGGCUUGCAUGGUAGAAACUGCUCAGGGUAAAGCACAAGUGCAUCCCUCCUCUGUAAAUCGAGACUUGCAGACGUAUGGAUGGCUCCUUUACCAAGAGAAGGUGAGGUACACCAAAGUGUAUUUGAGAGAGACUACUUUAAUAUCCCCCUUUCCCAUUUUGCUUUUUGGUGGGGAUAUAGAAGUCCAGCAUCGGGAGCGUCUCCUGACAGUUGAUGGCUGGAUCCAUUUUCAGGCUCCUGUAAAGAUAGCAGUAAUUUUCAAACAGCUGAGAGUUCUCAUUGAGUCUGUUUUAAAGAAAAAGCUUGAAAAUCCCAAAAUGUCACUUGAAGAUGACAAGGUCUUACACAUCAUCAAAGAACUGAUAAAAACAGAGAACG
Messenger RNA from Tauraco erythrolophus (red-crested turaco), 3906 nucleotides. Lineage: Eukaryota; Metazoa; Chordata; Aves; Musophagiformes; Musophagidae. The record is from RefSeq and is a predicted model, not a curated record.